AUGUGCCGCCAAAUCCCCCUCCAGCUAUCCAAGUACGCGGACCCCUCGUGCUUCACGUACAACCUGAACCACGUGGUGCUGCUGGUGGGCUAUCGCCUCACCGGCUCAGACCCCACCUUCCCGCACAUGGCGCCGCCCUUCUGGAUCAUCCGCAACUCAUGGGGCCCGGAGUGGGGCGACGGCGGGCACAUGCGGAUGGACAUCCAGGGGGGCGACGGCGUGUGUGGGAUCAACACCCUGCCUGGGAUCUACCCGGUGGUGCGCGCUGCCAAGGACCCCUGCAACGUCAACGGCACCAGCAGGGAGGAGUUUGGGUCUCUGUUCAACCCGUGUGGCAACUUCACGUGCACGGUUGAUGGAAGCAGCAAUCGCUGCGAUUGCAACGACCCGCGGGCGGCGGUGCGCAACCCGUGUGCGGUGGGCACGUGUGUGAAUGAUGGCAAGGGGUCGUACUCGUGUGUGUGCCCUCCGGGUUUCAGGCAGGGCACCACCGUUGAUGGCACCUUCUCCUGUGGCCCAGGCGACUCCAGCAGCAAGUACACGGUGGUGUUGGAGGGGCUCACGUGUGCAGACAUCCACCCCGUGUACGGCCUCUCUCUCGCCCAGCUGCAAGCCCAGAACCCGGGUUUGAGCUGCAGCGCUCCUCUUGUCGGCACGGUGGUGAACGUGGUCCAGCCAGCCGACCUCACACCCUGCUCCGUCUACUACACCACGUCCCAGGGUGACACAUGUGAGUCGCUAGCCACCUACUUCUCUCUCACCGCUGGCUGCCCAACUCCCACCGAGCCCUUCGCAGAGGCCUUCCAGGCGCUCAACCCCGGGCUGGACUGCUCCGGCAGCGGGGAGCUGCUGCCCAGCCAGGCGGUGUGUGUGGAGCGGCGGGCGGAGAGUGCAGCGGCGCUGCUCAUCCCGGUGUGCUCGCAGUUCUAUCUGGUGCAGGCCGGGGAGACGUGCGACCAGAUCCGCUCCGUGCCCUCCCCGCCGCUCUCCCCUCUCGAGUUCUUCCGCCUCAACCCCGGCAUCAAGUGCAGCCGCCUCGUGCCCAAGACUGACGUCCGCAGCCUCACAGGCUUCGAGGUCUCCCUCUGCUUUCCUCUUCGUCCACACCCCCUGCAUUCUCUCCUCCCUUUCUUCACCCUCUCCCCACUCGUCCGUGCCCUCUCCUCUUGCCUCUCAUUUUCUGACAUCCUGCUGAUUAACCCUAUAGUUCCCACCCAGCUUCACCCGCCUUCCAUCUAA
Molecule: messenger RNA, 1239 nt
Organism: Closterium sp. Naga37s-1
Lineage: Eukaryota; Viridiplantae; Streptophyta; Zygnematophyceae; Desmidiales; Closteriaceae
Source: the annotation of a GenBank genome assembly